AUGAACUGUGGGAGACACACCUGCGGUGAGCAUUGCUGCCCCGGUGAGCGCAAGGCAAUUGAACGACAAGCGACGAAGCGAAAGCUAAAAUCUCUCAAUGUUGCCAAUCGCCCUAAUGACCACGACAUCGAAGCGGAGCAUAUCUGCACACGAGUGUGUGGGAGGUUGCUCAAAUGUUCAAAACAUAUGUGCCAGGAACUCUGCCAUAAGGGAAGCUGUGGUACGUGUCGAGAAGCUAUAUUCGAGGAAAUACCCUGCAACUGUGGCCGAUCAGUGCUCUACCCGCCGUUACCAUGCGGCACACAGCCUCCACUCUGCCAUUACGAUUGCGCGAGGCCGAAAUCAUGUGGACAUCCACAAACAUCGCACAAUUGUCACACUGAUGACGAAAGCUGUCCCAAAUGCCCGUUUCUAACGGAAAAGCGCUGCCUGUGUGCAAAAAAGACGUUGAAGAAUCAACCCUGUUGGCUGGCAGAUCCGCGAUGCGGCCUUGUGUGCAACAAGGAGCUCAAAUGCGGUUCCCACACAUGCAAAAACCUCUGUCAUCGGCCGGGAGAGUGCGAAGACUUGACCCAACCUUGCCAGCAGCCUUGUGGCAAGAUCAAGAAACUCUGCUCGCACCCGUGUUCUGAUCCCUGCCAUGCUCCAUUUCCCUGCCAGGAGAAAACCCCGUGCCAAUCCCUCAUCACAAUAACAUGCCCCUGCGGCCGUUUAAAACAAGAAAAGCGCUGCAACGCUUCCCGAGACAACAGAAACCGUCACCAACAAACUCAAAGUCAAGCCCCCAGUCCCUUAAAAUGCGACGACGAAUGCGCGCGUCUCCAACGCAACCGUUCCCUCGCGUCCGCCUUAAACAUCUCCAUCGACCCGCUCACAACCUCGGCAACAACUGACGGAGACUCCUUGGCAACAGCCACCCUCCCCUACUCCCCUGAAACCCUCGACCUGUACCUCACGCUCUCCACAACCUCCACCCUCUCCACCUUGCAAACCUACGAAACAACCUUCUACACCCUCGCCACAAGCCAAACGCAGCGCAGUGCCCGCUUCCCGCCCGCCCGCUCACAACUCCGCGCCUUCAUCCAUUCUCUAGCCGCAGACUGGGGCUUCAUAUCCGAAUCCUACGACCCAGAACCACACCGGCACGUCGCUGUCUUCAAGGGCGCGCACUGGGUGCCGCCGCGUGGCCUUAGCGCUGAGGUUGCAGGCGGGGCAGUGGCGCAGGUUGGGAUCGGGAUUGGCGGGCUGAGUGUUGGCGAAUGCGUGAAGAUGCGCGAAAGGGAAAGGACGCGUUCGAGGGAGGCGAGGAAGGCGGCUGCGGCUGCAGAAAGGAGUCGGGGGGUCCUUGACGGUGGUGGGGAUGGGGAUUCUGCCGCGGUUGGCGCGGGCUCAGGCGAUGGUUGGGCGCAAGUUGCGUCGAGGAAACGGCCGACGGCAGCGCCGCCAGAGUCUGCGUUUGUGUUUGGAGAGGUUGGGGGUGGCGACAAGGGGCGGACGUUGGUGUUGAGGAGUGGGGUUGGGCUUGGAGGGAAGGUGAAGGGGAAAGCAGGUGUGGCUGGUUCUGGCAGUGAAAGUAGGAGUGAGGGUGGUUGGAAGCCGUUUCCUGCAGGGUUUGCGGAGGAUGUUGUUGACGAUUGGGAAGAGGAGGUUGAGAAGGAGGAGAAGGACCAACUCGGUGUAUCCGAGAAUGGUGCCGUUGGAGGUUGAGGAUGCGGGAUCGAAUGAAAAUUGGGAUUGUAAAUUGAGGGUGCGAGUGGAAGUGUGAACGAGGACUGACCGGUGAUGGGUGUUGGCACAAUGAAUGUUGGAAACAGGGAGCUGAUUCGAUUGAUUAGGCAGGAGAAAGCGUCUCUCCUAGACCUUCUUAUCAAUCCAUCCCCUGUUAGCACCUCUGUGCUAAUACAUACCGAGUUUGUGCAUCGUGCUAGACGAUAAUGCGAUACGCUUACACUUGCACCGUACAUCUUGAGAAGCUAUCACUCUCACACACACAUGUAUGUAUACGCAGUAUAUAUAUAAGCGAAAAAACUACUUGUGGAAUACAUAGUAUACAUGAAC
Histoplasma capsulatum G186AR is the source of this 2058-nucleotide messenger RNA. Its product is annotated as nuclear transcription factor. The transcript has a single exon. NCBI's taxonomy places the organism in Eukaryota, Fungi, Ascomycota, Eurotiomycetes, Onygenales, Ajellomycetaceae. Gene Ontology annotation, biological process: negative regulation of transcription by RNA polymerase II. Gene Ontology annotation, cellular component: nucleus. The coding region runs from base 1 to 1707 and encodes 568 amino acids. The record is from RefSeq and is a predicted model, not a curated record. Gene Ontology annotation, molecular function: DNA-binding transcription factor activity, RNA polymerase II-specific; zinc ion binding; RNA polymerase II transcription regulatory region sequence-specific DNA binding.